This is a messenger RNA of Oldenlandia corymbosa var. corymbosa, 2025 nucleotides long. Lineage: Eukaryota; Viridiplantae; Streptophyta; Magnoliopsida; Gentianales; Rubiaceae. The record is from the annotation of a GenBank genome assembly.
AUGGCUCCUAUUGAGACCGAAGGCAAAGCAGAGCAGGUUCAGACCAGGAAACGCCGUCGGUUGGCGUGGGACGUUGCUCCUUCCGAACAAGCUCAGGCAGAAGAGGAACAAUUUAAGCGGAAACGCUCGGAGUUGGCUCGGCAUGUUUCUCCCCCGAAAAGAGACGACGAUAGAGAGGGGCAUUACGUGUUCAAUCUCGGGGAGAACUUAACCUCAAGAUAUAAAAUACUCAGCAAGAUGGGUGAAGGCACAUUUGGCCGCGUUUUGGAGUGUUGGGACCGUGAAAGACGUGAAUGCGUGGCUAUCAAGGUGAUUCGGAGCAUACCCAAAUACCGUGAAGCAGCAAUGGUUGAGGUUGAUGUACUUCAGCGUCUUGCUAUCAAUGAGAAAGGGGAUUCCCACUGUGUAAAGAUGCAGAGUUGGUUUGACUAUCGUAACCAUAUAUGCAUUGUGUUUGAGAAGCUUGGACCAAGUUUAUAUGGUUUUCUAAAGAGAAAUAAAUACUGCCCAUUUCCUCUGGAUCUUGUUCGGGAAUUUGCACGCCAGCUUUUGGAAUCUGUAGCAUAUAUGCAUGAUUUAGGAUUAAUUCACACUGAUUUGAAGCCAGAAAAUAUACUUCUCGUGGGUUCUGAGUUUAUAAAGCUCCCAGGUCGCGAGAGAUCAGAUGAACACAACUUCAGGUGCUUGCCGAAGUCGAGUGCGAUUAAGCUGAUUGAUUUUGGUAGCUCUGUUUAUGGAAAUCAGAACCAUUACUCUGUUGUCACCACAAGGCAUUACAGAGCACCCGAGGUUAUACUAGGUCUUGGAUGGAGUUACCCUUGCGACAUGUGGAGUGUUGGCUGCAUACUUGUUGAACUUUGCACGGGAAAAGCUUUGUUUCAGACUCAUGAGAACUUGGAGCAUUUGGCAAUGAUGGAGAGAGUACUAGGACGUCUGCCGGAGCAUAUGACCCAGAAAGCAACUCGCGGAGCAGAAAAGUUUUUUAAAGGAUCACGGUUGAACUGGCCUGAAGGGGCUGUUUCAAGAGAGAGUAUCCAAGCAGUUCUAAAGUUGGACAGGCUGAAGUAUCUUAUAUCAAGACAUGGCGUGUCCUCAAAACACCAUCUUGUUGACUUGUUGCAUGGUGUAUUGAAGUAUGAUCCAUCCAUGCGCCUCACUGCCCGACAAGCUCUUGAUCAUCCAUUUUUCAAGGAUGCUGUGGCAACUGGGAUCUUGUCAAAAAGAUGGGAGCUUCCCUGGACUAGUGUCCCCUGCCUCGAUUUCGAUGACAAUGGCUUGCACUUCAAGAAAUCAGGAAUGAGAUUCAUGAAUUUCGUUAGGAAGGCAAUCACUCGAAAUGUCCUAGUGCUGGAACUCUAUACCCCUGGUUUGUCAUUUCAUUUGCCUCGAACCACUUUUACUUGCAAAACUCUUGUGGUUCUCAAGCUGUGUGACAAUCAGGUUGCUAUAUCUGUUCCGAAAGGAGCCUGCACGCCAAAUCUGAAAAUACUUGAACUCAAUUCCGUGAGUUAUGAAGAUGAUGAAUCAGCUAGUAACCUAAUUUCUGCCAGUUUGGUUCUUGAAAACUUGUCGAUUCGCAGAAUUUUGUUCGACAAUGUUUGGAAGAUGCGCAUACAUGCUGCAGCCCUGAAAUAUCUCAAAAUAGAAAUAAAUGCCCCUGUCCUGGAAAAUGUCCAUUGUUGUGCUAAACCAAAAACUAUAACCCCCAUGCAGCAAUCAUGUUUUCCACCUGCGGUGAACUUUUGGCUAGUUCGCUUAACGAUGGGAAUUAGAAGUUUUUGGCGCUCCAUGCUUCCUUGCUUUCUUCAAUGCUUCAACUACCUCGCAAUUUUGGAUUUGAUUGAGGUUCCGACGAAGGUCACCAAGUUUAUACCACUCGGGAAAGGUGCAAAAUCCCGUGAUUUUGAGAGGAAAUUAUUUGAAUAUGAGCGCAACCGUCAUAAGCUUGAAGUCAAGUUUUGCGUUGCACGAGAGAUCAUGGAUUUCCAGAGAGGGUCGAAGGCUUGCGAACUUAAAUUUGUUUGA